Molecule: messenger RNA, 1057 nt
Organism: Cryptomeria japonica (Japanese cedar)
Lineage: Eukaryota; Viridiplantae; Streptophyta; Pinopsida; Cupressales; Cupressaceae
Product: GPI-anchored protein LLG2
Exons: 3
Coding region: 330-863 (177 amino acids)
Source: RefSeq, a predicted model, not a curated record
UAACUAAUAAUGAAAACUUUUCGAGAAAAUUUCAAAUCCCCGCGUAUGCCAGCUAUACCACUGCAAAACCAAUGCCUGCAACAGUAUAAACUUUUAGAACGCGUAUUUCUCUUCCAUCUCUCGGCAGGUCUGCAGCCCUUGAUUUGCACCGAUUCAUGACAUUUUUUUUCUGCUUCACACACCCUGUCAGAAAUCAGUGACAUAGAAACUCUAAGAUUUCAGAUCUCUGCUAGUGAACAGAACUAGAAACCAGACACAUAGAGAAACGCUCAGAUAACUUCAGAUCUCUGCUGGUAAACGACUUUAGUUUUGUCAAAUUUUACGGCCAGAUGAUGUUGUUCGGUGCAAGACUGUACGCCUGUUCCGCGAUCUGUCUGCUGUCUCUGAUUUAUCUGACGGCUUUUUCGGGCCCAACUGCAGCUCAGUUUAUUUCAGAGGGGGGUUCACUUUUGCAUGGUGUGGGAGGAAGAAGCUUGUUGCAGACCAAAACAAACUGCCCAGUGGAUUUCGAGCGCCAGAAUUACACUAUCUUAACAAGCCAGUGUAAAGGUCCAGAUUAUUUACCAAAGCUUUGCUGCGCUGCAUUCAAGCAAUUUGCUUGCAAAUUUGCACAAUAUAUAAAUGAUCUAUCAAAUGAAUGUGCUGAUACAAUGUUCAGCUACAUAAACUUACAUGGAAAGUAUCCACCAGGUCUCUUUGCAAACACGUGCAAAGAAGGUAAAGAGGGCUUAGCAUGUGAUGCAGAAGCACCUGAUGGAAGUCAAAAUGACUCAAGUGGUUCAAAUGCAUACCACUCGGUGCUAAAUUUCUCAGUUGCCUGCUGCAUUUUAAUAAUAAAUUUGCUGGGAGUAUUUGUAGCAUAAACAUUUGAGCACUGUGCUUUUCAGAUCAGUAAUUUUCUUCUUAAAAUGUUAACUCAGUGUAUAAGUUCUCUUUUCCGCUAUUAGUUUCUUGUAUUUGGUUUGCCCUUUCUUUGGUCAGGCAAUGCGAAACCUCUAGAUUGGAGGUUGAUGUAUCUGCAAUUUUUUAAAUGCUAAUUCUUGUUUUUACAAAAUGA